Messenger RNA from Symbiodinium sp. CCMP2456, 528 nucleotides. The record is from the annotation of a GenBank genome assembly. NCBI's taxonomy places the organism in Eukaryota, Dinophyceae, Suessiales, Symbiodiniaceae.
AUGUUUGGGUGCUCGCUCGUUUGUCUCCGCCGGCUGCUUGUUUGCAUGAGGCGUGCUGUGCAGGCGAGCGAGCACGCAAUUUUGUUAGAAGCACGCAAUGUCCUCGCAGAGCUCACCGAUGACCUGGAACAAGUGGAACUCGAUGGAGGCGACAAAGGCGACGAUUCCGAUGAAGAUGUGCCCACCACAGCCGCCACGAACGAGACGAAGCCAGAUGCGACCUCCAUCGGGGCCUCCAGGACAGCACAGCUGGAGACUCUCAUGGACACGAUUUCCAUCGCCUCUGAGCGAUGGAAGACCGAGGGCGUCACUGAACGAGGUCUCUAUCGUAACUUGCUGACUAUGUGGUCAGCCCUCUUCAAGAAUAUGACGGAGGCGGACACGCAUGCCGUGGUGGACGCCCGCCGGAGCUUCCAAGAGGCGCGCGACAAGCUGCAUGCGCUGGUGAUAGCGCAAGAAGCGCGCGUUCUACAGAUCGGUCAGCAUUUGGACCGCUUGCUGCCUUCAGCAUCCGAAGAGGCCGAGCGA